AUGAAAAUAAUAAUAAUUUUUAAUUAUUUGAAUGUCUAACACACACUUAAAUUAUAAGAUCUCUCAUCAAUUCUGCAUUUUUUUAGUUGUUCAAGUGAGAGAAAUGGGGAGACUGUUUGUUGUGAUUUUGGAGGGGACAAUCUACAGCUGCAAGCACUGCGGAACACAUCUCGCUCUCUCUGAUCACAUAGAAUCAAAGGCAUUCCAGUGCAAACAUGGGAAGGCUUACCUUUUCAGACAAGUAGUUAAUGUUAAUCGUGGGAAGAAUGAAGAUAGAACGAUGACGACUGGAUUGCAUACCGUUGCAGACAUUUUCUGUGUCGGUUGUGGGUCAAACGUGGGCUGGAAAUAUGAAGUUGCACAUGAAAAAGGUCAGAAGUACAAGGAAGGGAAAUUCGUCCUUGAGAGGUAUAAGAUUUCCGGGCCGGAUGAAAGCAACUAUUGGAUCAGUCAUGAAGCACAACCCGGGGGAAGUGAUGCUGAUGAUGAGUGAUCUUUCGCCUUUUAGAUCCCUUUCCAUAUCCGGCCCCAAAACUUGUAUUCCAUAUCCGGCCCCAAAACUUGUACAUACAAUCUCUCUUUAUCUCGCGAGCUUUCCAUAUAACUUCUAGGAUUCUUGAAUAAGUAUUUGUAAGUCAUUUGAUUGCCCUUUAGCACUUGCCAAGAAGCAUCUUGUAUGGAAACUGUGCAAUCUAUGCACAUGCCGUGAGCUUUGUUCUAUAAACUUGUUCAAAGUGUUGCCCCCGGGGCAUAGCUCAAAGUAGAAGACCCAAAGUGGUGGGUAACAGAAGCGCUUUUGGCGGGCGAGUAGCUCAAACUUUUGACACCACUCAUGACACAAAACUUGACACUGAUAUGAUGCCUAACAAACACGCACAAAUAUUGAUUAUUUGUGCGCCUUUGUGAGACGAUGUCAAACUUGGCGUUGUGAGUGUUGUUACUAUAGCUUAGACUUUUUGCUAGUUUGUUGGGCAAUUAGGGUAUGUAAAAAAAAGCUAUUUGUACACUGUUUUUAACGCUACUUUUCUUACAUACAUUACAAACAUUUAACAUUGUUUUGUGUCUGUGAAUGUGUAAAAGAAAGUUAUUUUGAAAAA
Cuscuta campestris is the source of this 1097-nucleotide messenger RNA. NCBI's taxonomy places the organism in Eukaryota, Viridiplantae, Streptophyta, Magnoliopsida, Solanales, Convolvulaceae. The record is from the annotation of a GenBank genome assembly.